Molecule: messenger RNA, 6896 nt
Organism: Myxocyprinus asiaticus (Chinese sucker)
Lineage: Eukaryota; Metazoa; Chordata; Actinopteri; Cypriniformes; Catostomidae
Product: anoctamin-8-like
Exons: 17
Coding region: 378-3710 (1110 amino acids)
Biological process (GO): chloride transmembrane transport
Cellular component (GO): plasma membrane
Molecular function (GO): chloride channel activity
Source: RefSeq, a predicted model, not a curated record
UGACCCUUAAAGAGAUUUGACAGGAUAAAUGCUGAAGUUUAUAUUAUACAAAUGAGUCAGUCAAUACAUCAAUAAACCCAAUGCUUUGGUCCGCCAGCUACAUGCACACUUAUGCGUGAGACUAACGUAUGUCUCCUGCGAGUAUGAGAAGACAAGACAUACACAGAGAGAGGCGGUGUGUCUUCCCUUCUUCUUUGUCCCUCCUCCAUCAUAGACCUCCUCACGCCGCAGUCAGUCUCUCUUGCAACCCGCUGCAAACAGGAUGACUCACAGCAACCUUCACUUCACCCUCACCUUCAUUUAACCCAGCCAGUGUGUAUGCACGCACACUGCGCCCCAUUUCCACAUUCAUUCCCCGCUGAAUCGGCAGCAGCAUAAUGCCCGACACGGCGGUGGCAUCCGCUGCUGCAUCAUCGGCGAGUAACUGCAGUAGCACCAGCGACAGCGAGAGCUCACGGCACAGACACCGAGCGCAGGAAGAAAGCGAGCGGACUGAGCAACAGCAGCAAAGCGCAGCCCCUCAGCCCACAUCAUCGGGCGUUUUGGAUAAGCUGUUUGGAAAGCGUCUGCUGCAGGCGGGGAGACACAUCAUGUCCCAUAAAUCCUGGAUGAAGACAGUGCCCACAGAGAACUGUGAUGUCCUUAUGACUUUUCCAGACAGCACAGAUGACCACACGCUGCUCUGGCUUCUGAACCACAUACGGCUCGGCAUUCCAGAACUCAUCAUCCAGAUCCGACAUCACAAACACACCAGAAUGUACGCCUUCUUCGUUACGGCCACAUAUGAAAAUCUUUUACGAGGGGCUGAAGAGAUGGGACUGCAGAAAGCUGUGAAGCCGGAGUUUGGUAGCGGCUCUCGCAGUUUCUCCUGUGAGGAAGACUACAUCUAUGAGAAUAUUGAAAGUGAACUCUGUUUCUUCACCUCGCAGGAACGUCAGGGUAUAAUCAAAUACUGGCUGGACAAUCUCAGAGCUAAACAGGGCGAGGCUCUUCACAAUAUUCACUUCCUGGAAGGGCAGCCAAUCAUUGCUGAGCUGAGAGCGCGAGGUGUGAUCCAGCAGGUCUUCCCACUUCACGAGCAAAGGAUUCUGGGGCAGCUGAUGAAGUCAUGGGUGCAGGCGGUGUGCGAAAAACAACCAUUGGAUGAUAUUUGUGACUAUUUUGGGGUAAAGAUUGCCAUGUACUUUGCCUGGCUGGGUUUCUACACCACCUCCAUGAUGUAUCCGGCUGUUAUUGGCUUUGUACUGUGGAUGCUCACAGAAUCAGAUCAGACCAGCAGGGACAUCUGUUGUGUGGUGUUUGCUCUCUUUAAUGUGGUGUGGGCCACACUGUUCCUGGAGCGCUGGAAACGCAGAGGGGCGGAGCUCGCGUAUAAGUGGGGUACACUGGACACCCCAGCAGAGUCACUGGAGGAACCAAGACCUCAAUUCAGGGGUGUAAAGCGUAGCAGUCCAGUGACGGGCUAUGAAGAGUUUUAUUACCCCCCAUGGAGGAGGAGAGUGUUCAGAUGGCUUGUCAGCUUUCCUGUCUGUAUUUUAUGCCUUUGCUUUGUAUUUCUGGCCAUGCUCAUCUGCUUUGAGAUUCAGGAAUUUGUGAUGGGGAUCAAGGAGCUUCCACGAGUUGCGAGAUUUAUCCCUAAAAUCAUGCUGGCCAUCACUGUGACGGCGUGUGAUGAGGUGUACAGAAAGAUCGCCUGCUGGCUAAAUGACAUGGAAAACUACAGACUCCAGAGUGCCUAUGAGAAAAAUCUCAUCAUCAAAAUGGUUCUUUUUCAGUUUGUAAAUUCUUAUCUCAGCCUUUUCUAUAUUGGAUUCUACCUCAAAGACAUGGAGCGUUUGAAAGAGAUGCUGGCCACGCUGCUGAUUAUCCGGCAGUUUGUGCAGAACAUGAAAGAAGUCCUGCAGCCCUACCUGGCUGAGCGCCACCGACUGGGCGAGCUCACACUGCGGGCUGUGUGGGAACUGCUGAUCUCAGCACUGCUCAAGUACGGGCGACUUGCAGCAGGACGAGCACAGGUCUCACCCAGUGGCCCCACUGUGCCUGGGUCAGGUCUGCGGGGCUCACAGAUGGGUGAGGAGAGCCCACAGGAGAGGCGAGAACGCAAGUGUCUGAAUGGUGGCUGUGGUGUCCCGGAUGAAGACGCAGAGGAGGAGCCCAGGGAAAGACUCAGCGAAGAGGAUAACGAAUCAGAGAGCCUCAUCGACUGCGGGCUGAAGCUGCGUAAGGUAAGCUUCAUUGAGAAGGUAGAGCGCAAGUCUGCGAGCUGCGUCAGUCCAGUGGACAACAGCUUCAUGGAGGAGGGGAGCCCUACCAUGGUGGAGCGGGGCAUGGAUCCUGCCUCUGUUUUCGAGAUGUGCGAUGAUGAUGAUGAGAAUGGGCUUCCAGAAAUGAAGGAACUUGCUGCAGAGCCGCUGCCAAUGGGGGUGGAGAGCAGCACGUCAGUCAGGCUCAGGAAGAGGGGGCGGAGCUUGGAGAGGGCCGACAGUAAGACGAAGAGAGAUUCAUGGAUGGAUCCACCAGUGGAGCAAGAAGCAACCACACUCACGCAGGCCGAGAUCGAGAGCUGCAUGCAAGCAUACCAGAACACAUUUCAAGACUACCAGGAGAUGUUUGUCCAGUUUGGAUAUGUAGUGCUCUUCUCUUCUGCUUUCCCAUUGGCCGCCAUGUGUGCCCUCAUCAACAACAUCAUCGAGAUCCGGAGUGAUGCUUUUAAACUGUGCACCAGCCUUCAGAGACCGUUUGGUCUGAGGGUGGGGAGCAUCGGACAAUGGCAGACAGUGAUGGAUGCCAUGGGUCUGAUUGCCAUCAUCGUGAACUGCUAUCUGAUUGGUCAGUGUGGGCAGCUACAGAGACUGUUUCCCUGGCUUAGUCCUGAGAUGGCUAUUAUCUCCAUCGUCAUCCUAGAGCACUUUGCAGUACUACUGAAGUACAUCAUUCAUGUAGCAAUACCAGACAUUCCCAGUUGGGUGGGAGAGGAAAUGGCCAAACUGGAGUUUCAGCGAAAAGAGGCGUUCAAGAGGCAUGAGCGACAAGCACAGCAGCAUUUCCAGCAGCAGCAGAGGAGGAAGCGCGAGGAAGAGGAGCGGCAGCGUCAGGCAGAGUAUCAGGCCCGGCGUGAUAGAGACGAUGGCCGCCCGGACUCCUCGGGUGGAGAUCACCACCACGACAAGAGCCAGAGUGGCAAAUCCAGACCAGGGGGUGGGGGAGGCGCUUCUGCAGGGGAAAAACCCAAGCGGCCCAGUUCACUUCUGGGUAACAACAAUGUCAUGAAACUGAAACAGAUCAUCCCUUUGCAGAACAAGUUCUCCUCUGGCACAGCCCGUUCACCACAGUCGCCCACGGGGAUUGAGCCCAAACUACCGGGUUUCCUAAGCUUCAAGUUCCUGAAGUCUCCUGAAAAUAAGAAGGAGGCAGCAACUGCUUCCACAAGUGCAUCAACAGUUCCUCCACUCCAGGAGAGGGCAGAUAGGUCCCAGUCACCCAACAAGUCCUUCAACCCUGGGAAACUUUUUAACUUUGGGAAAUCAGAAGGAGGGGCAUGUGUAAAUGGGGCUCAGCCCUCAAAACCAGGGGAGGCGGGACAGGUGCAGGACAAGCCAACCACAAAGUCCGACCUCAAUGGGGUUCCGGAUGAGAUCCCAUCCCCUUGUGGAGAGAAUGUGGAGAAUGGAUCCUCAUCUGAUGCUGAGCCGUCAGGCACAAAGAUGUAACUACAAAGUGAUCGCCAGUAAAACGCAUGUGUGAGCAACUACAUAGUAACACAGAGGGAGGGAGAGUGGAAAGCAGAAGGUCCUCUCCUGUUUUUUUAGACUGUGCAAGACCUGACCUGGAAGCUGUUAAGAGAAAAAAAGUUGGGGGGAAUUCACUAAGAAAUAAUUGCAGCCACUGAUAGCGUUGUUUAUUUAAAUCUGAUGUGUACAUUUUUCAAUGUAAUUUUUUUUAUAUCUUAUCCCAGCUUAAAGGAAUAAUUCACCCAAAAAUGAAAAAUCUCUCAUCAUUUAUUCUUUCCUCUGCAGAACACAAAGAUUUUUAGAAGAAUAUCUCAGCGCUGUAGGUCCAUACAAUGUAAGUGAAUGGUGAUCAGAACUUUGAAGCUCAAAAAUUCACAUGAAGGCAGGAUAAAAGUAAUCCAUACGACUCCAAUGAUUUAAUCCAUGUCUUCUGAAGCAAUCUAAUUGAUUUUGGGUGAGCACAGACCAAAAUAUAACUUUUAUUUUGCCAUUGCAGUUUCUAGGCACGAUCAUGAUUUAGAGCUCUAUUACACUUCAUUGCGCUUGACGCAUGCGCAUAGUGUGGUCAUAUGUAUGGAUUACUUAUAUGCUGCCUUUAUGUGCUUUUAGGAGCUUCAGAGUUUUGAUUCAAAGUCACUAUUCACUUGCAUUGUAAGUACCUACAAUGCAGCUCUGUAUGGACCUACAGAGCUGAGAAAUUCUUCUAAAAAUCUUCAUUUGUGUUCUGCAGAAAAAAGAAAGUCAUACACAUCUGGAAUGGCAUGAGUAAAUGAUGAGGGAAUUUUCAUUUUAUGGUGAACCAUUCCUUUAACGUGAAUUCAUGGGUCAACUAAGUAAGCCAUUUGUAGGUUUACUCACCAAAAAGUGGCUCUGUUGCGCUAUCAAAAAAUUCUUUUGUUUGCUUGAGCAGCCCGUUCCAUCUGAUACAGCAACAUUGGCUCAACCAGUCGUGGAAGUUUGGGGCGGGACUCUGUGCAACCACAGUUGUGUUGCAAUUCUGUUUAGUGAGCUAGUGGUGCAACAAUUACACACUUCAGCUUUAAUGUACAGAAAUACCUGUAAGCCAUUCAUUAUGUAUGAAUAAGACAGUGUUUUUUACUGAAAUACUGAACGCUAAAGUGGCGCAACUGUUUAGUGAAUUCGCCCCAUAAUGGUUACUGCUUUGCUGUCUUCCAGAAGAAUCCCCUCCACACACAUGUACACUUAUUUACACACACACAUUGCUUUUUGCAUUGCAACCCCAUUAGAAAGGCAUGAGCUGCAUUUCUGACCAUUUUUAAAGUGCAAUGUUUAAUCACUAGUCUGAUAAUUGUCAACAUUUUAAUGGGUUGUAAGUAGGAAACAUACAAAACUAAAAAUCAGUUCCCACAAAUGUUAUACAAAUCCUACCAUACAAUCUCUAAAAUACCACAAAAACAAUAAUCAGACAUGCAGCAGUGCAUGCUGACUGUGAGUGACUUUAGGCCUGAAACUUUGGUAUAUUUAAAACAGAUGGUUUAGUAGAGCAAUAGCAACUUAACAAGCAAAAAAGUACAAGUGGUUUAAUAAAGUGGGUCCAUACUGAAUACCAGGCCAUGCCCUAAAUGGCAAUAUUUUCACGUUGAUUAUGUGAGAUGAUGGUUUGUUGAGGGAUGUUUUGGAACUACUAUGUGGACAUGUAAUUUAAGAGAAAAAAUAAUAAUGAUGAAACAUAGGGGGGCCUGGGUAGCUCAGCAAGUAAAGACGCUGACUACGAGUUUGAAUCCAGGGCGUGCUGAGUGACUCCAGCCAGGUCUCCUAAGCAACCAAAUUGGCCUGGUUGCUAGGGAGGGUAGAGUCACAUGGGGUAACCUCCUUGUGGUCGCUAUAAUGUGUGGUUCUCACUCUCGGUGGGGCGCGUCGGAAUUGUGUGUGGAUGCCGUGGAGAAAAGCGUGAAGCCUCCAAAGAGGAAAAAAAAAAUAAAAAAAUAUAUAUAUAUAUAAUGAUGAAACAUAAUAAUGAAAACUGCGAAGAGAAAAUGAUAGAGUGGGGUGUGCGUAUGUCUGUGUGUGAUGAUGAUUAUUUAUGUCUAAAAUUCUUAUAUCUGUUUUAUCCUGUUGUUCAGCACUAUACACCCUGGCAGCAGGGGAAGCCAGUUUGUAGGUUUCGGGAUCUACCUUUGAAAAUAAGUGGCUAUAUUCGGAAUGCAAUACUAACAUACAGCUUACUGAAUACUACGCAGUAUGCACUGGAUACUGCCUACAAUUUUGUGUCACGUGACCUCAUCACAUUGCACGGUACUGUAAAAAUGAAAAGAUACAUGUUAAUAAAAUUACUGGCUAAAGUGUUAAUUGAAGAAGGUUUUUUUUUAAUUCAGCAACAAAAACAAAGUAGUAUGUUAGUUUUCCAUUCUGAACAUAGCCAGCAUCUCCUGAUUUUGCUGGUCAUCACAAUGCAUUUCACCACAAUUACUGUUAACAUUACAGCUCUGUUUUGAACCUUUAAGCUGAUGCAUUACCAUAAGAGCAGACUUUAUCCUUGCUAAAUAUUAAGCAAGAAGUGUUAAGACAUCUUAAGACAAAUGUGUCAUUGCACCAUGGCAGUUAGGUAGGAAAACAGAUUCAGAGACAUUGCAUAAUAAUAUAUUUGAUGAUUAAAUAUUGAUGUUAUCUUGCAAGAAAAUUAAAACAGCGACUACUACCCUGCCUCAUUACAUAUAAAAAUGCUGGAUUUAAUUUAUAAAUACACUACUUAAAUAUUCUACUUAAUUUUAAUUAUUUGUUGCCAACUUGAAUUUAUUCAUGCCUACCUUCAUUUGUAUUUAUGUAAUUUUUUCUUAUUUUUUUAUUUACUGAAAGUCUAAUAUUUACCUUUGCAUUGUUUUGAAAGUCUCAUUUUAUUGAAACCCCUCAAGGAUGCUAAGCACGUGCUUCGGAUUUAAAUGUGAAGAAAAAAGGAAAAUGCACUGGUCUCUGUCUUUACAGGCAGUUUGAAGAUGUGUUUUUGAAAGAAAUUCAUUUUUUCUUAGUGUCCUAAGUACAGUGCAUAUAGAAAGUAUUUAGACCCCUUCAUUUUUUUUUGUUUUUUUCAAAUUUUGUUAUGUUGAAGCCUUAUGCUAAAAUGCUUUUAAAAAAAAUAAAAAAAUAAUUCACAUCAAUCUACACUCCAUACCCCAUAAUGACAGAGCAAAAUCCAGAUAUUUGAUA